This is a messenger RNA of Scatophagus argus, 3576 nucleotides long. It is a transcript of the gene susd2, whose product is annotated as sushi domain containing 2. NCBI's taxonomy places the organism in Eukaryota, Metazoa, Chordata, Actinopteri, Scatophagidae. The coding region runs from base 355 to 2841 and encodes 828 amino acids. The transcript is spliced from 14 exons. The record is from RefSeq and is a predicted model, not a curated record.
CGCGAGAAUAUAUUGCUUACACGUGACCAAACAUAGAUUUUAAUGGUUUAGUUACAAUCUUGGCUAAAAUGACUUAAAGACUGAAUUAGAAACAUGACAGUGUGCGUAUUGUAUUGUGAUACCUAUAUCUUGUUAGUACGCCUGAAGAAAAAAAUAUUUUUAAAACUUACCGACCAACUUAACAUUAACAUCGGUUAAUUCAUAACUUCAUAAUUGCCACCGGAAACUCAUAGUUGGUUUUUUUAGCUAAUGUGUGAACGACCUUUGAUACACUGCACAAGUUAGUGCCUGAGUUUCGACCAAGCAGACAGUCAUGCUUGUUGAGGAAGUGUUGUUUUCUUCUCCAAGAUAAACAUGAGAGCACACUUGAGAGAGACUGUUAUUCUCUAUGGAAUUUUUAUUAUCUGCUCGACUAAAAUAGCGGGUCAAACAUGCAGGGGAAAGUGUGGAGACAUACUGAAGGAGUGCUCCUGCCAUACAACCUGUGUGUCUUUGCUGAACUGCUGUGCAGACUACAACCAGUCCUGUCUCAUGGUGAUGCCUCACUCCAGCUCCAUGCUGGGUGGAAGAGCUCUCAGGAUCGUUAGUUUGGUCCUCCAUCCUGGUGAUCGCCUACUUUGCAGGUUCAGAGGUGAGAUCGAACGAGAAGGGUUUGUUGAUGCUCGAGGUCAUGCCCACUGCAUCUCUCCUUUAUUGUAUGAAACGGGUUGGAUACCAUUUUCUAUCUCAACAGAUGGAAUAAAUUUUGACAGGUCUGGAGAGUACUUGUCAGUUCACCCCAGUAAAGUGGAUCCUGCCUUUGAAGUCACCCUGGUGAAUCCAACACAGUGGCAGUACUAUGGCACGCCGAACACGGCAGGACGGCUUAAGAUGACCUGGGACAGCUCAGUGAUUGGAGCAGAGAAGGUCAACAUAGAGCUGUGGGGUUACAGAGAGUUCAGCAGGAGCACAGAGACAGAGACAAAUGGCUCAUCCUCUCUGCAGGCUGAGAUGAGGUAUCUCUACUCUCUCGGCAGGAACCUCUUCAACACUGGUAACUUCAGCUUCAUCCCCGCGCCCGCAAAGGACUACUCUGAUUGGGAGUUGGGGAAUAUUCGCAUCACUGCUAGUUCUAUGCCAGAUGGAGCAAGGGAUGUACAGGGGCUCUGGAGCAGAGGUCAUGUCUUAGCCUGGCACCUGGAGCAGGCUUUCAGAGAUGACUCUAAAGCCUGGGCCAAGAGAAAAUGUCUGCAGUGGGAUGUCCUGGAGAAGAAGCUGCCCAGCUUCCUGGAUGAGCUCAUUGACUGUCCUUGCACUCUGGCGCAAGCCCGAGCAGACACAGGCAGGUUUCAUGCUGACUAUAGUUGUGACAUUGAGAGGGGCAGUGUGUGCACUUAUCACCCAGGCUGUGUCCACUGCGUCAGAGCAAUUCAGGCCAGUCCAAAGCAUGGUUCAGGCCAGCAGUGCUGCUAUGACAGCACAGGAGCUCUGGUGCUGACAGGAGACUCUCUUGGUGGCAGCACCCCAGACAGGGCUCACGACUGGGGUUCACCUCCGUACAGGAAGCCUCCACGGGUCCCGGGCUACUCCCACUGGCUCUACGAUGUCAUGAGUUUCUACUACUGCUGCCUGUGGUCUGAAGACUGUCACAUCUACUUCAACCAUCGACCAUCUAGUGGAUGUCGCAACUACCAACCCCCAAGAGCUGGUGUCGUCCUCGGGGAUCCACAUUUCAUAACGUUCGACGGCCUUAGCUACACUUUCAAUGGCAAAGGAGAGUACUACCUUGUUUCCUCACCACACAGAGAGCUGAGUGUUCAGGCCAGAACAGAACAGGUGAAACUUAAGAACGGUACUUUGUCUAAAGCAACAUGGCUGUCAUCAGUGGCUAUGAAGGAGAAGGCCUCUGAUGUUAUCGAGGUGCGUGUAGCAGAAGGCCAUCUUCAGGUGCUAAGGAACCAAAAGGUCCUUCCUUUCACAGAGCAAAGAUGGAUGGACCUACAUGGAGUAUUCGUGUUCGCCCCUAGUCCUCAGAAUGUGACCGUAAUCUUCCUCUCUGGUGCUGGUGUGGAGGUUUGUGUGAAUGAAGGAACCAUGGCAGUGACCGUCCUGCUCCCAGCAGACUUUAGCAACCACACUCAGGGUCUCCUCGGCCUGAUGAACUCUGACCCCUCAGAUGACCUGUUGACUCACCUUGGAGAGGUCAUCUCCUCAGCCAGCGCCACGCCGGAAGAAAUCUUCACCUUUGGAGCUGACUGGAAAAUUUCAAAGGAAUCUUCCCUUUUCACAUAUGACUCAAAGUACCUUUUGGAUUCCUACUAUUUCCCACCAAGCCAAGAUCCUGCUUUUGUUCCUGCCUUUUCUCUACCUGAGAGACGUGAUGACCCUCUGGUGGCAGACAUGUUGACGAUGUGCUUUGGAAAAGGAGCAGAGUUCUGUAAAUAUGAUACCCUGACCACUCGGAGCCUCACAAUGGGAAACGCAACACUCAGGGCCUACCAAAAGCAUCGGGCCCAAACGGCAGCCCUGGAGCCAGUGGUGUCAUGUGGCUGGCUUCCUACACCGAACAAUGGGAAGAAAAAUGGGACGCAAUAUCUAGAGGGGAACACUUUGAGCUUCACCUGCAAUGAAGGCUACAUACUGUAUGGUUCAACAGAGCGCACUUGUCUGGAUGAUGGGACCUGGACGGGACAGCAACCCUACUGCAUAACAGAUGACAAAGUGGGGUUUGUACUCGGUGCUGUUGGCUCCCUCUCAGCACUGGUCACAAUGGGGGUGAUGAUCAAACUGCACAACAGGAAACAACGAAGGGAGAAAAGUGAAACACCAGACCAGAUGGUGACCCAAGAGCAAACUUGCUAAACAACCAAAGUCCUUUCAGAUUAUGGAUCACACCGCUUCACACUGAAACCUUCAACUAUGUGGCCUGUGGCAACAAAUAUGUUUCAAGCUGAGCAUUUGGAGAUCACAUACAGCCGUGUUGUUCAUUAGGAUGAUGGUCUUGUCUUGACCUGUUGACCUUAUCAGGAAAACCUCAGGCACUGGUUAGGUUUUCAACUUGUUGUUUGGUCUCAUGUUUUUCCUCUUGUUUAGUUUGGAACACUUCCCAGUCAUGGUAAAUGGCGCAUGGGGUGAGGAUUGAGGGUAUUGAAGUAAAGAAAAAAAUGCCACAAGAUUGUUUUUAUAUUCCCGUUUUGCAUGACUGGACGUCCGAUCUUCGCUAGAGAGAAUUGUGUAAAUACUAGACAGAGAUAUCAUCAUUACAGUCAACACUCCCUUCUCCUGUUCAGUUUAAAAUAGGACCAGAUGUGUUCAUGCUCAUGUCAAAUGUGAAGUGAACCUAAUCAUUUUUUUGGUUGAAAGACUCUGAACUCACAUGUAGCCUUUGUGUGGGCUCGCCGCCUUCAGUCAAACGAAGGGUUUUUUCUGAGUGACUGAGCCAGAAAAAUCUAAAAAUGUUACAUAAAGGUCACCUUUUUGCACUAUAUCAGCUCUUGCUUUCUGAGUUUUCUUGGCACUGUAACAUAUUUGUGUUUGAAGACAAAAAUGGACUAAAUGCAUCUAUGAAAGCUUUAAUUAAAAAUCAGUGGGAAAAGA